Molecule: messenger RNA, 1326 nt
Organism: Nicotiana attenuata
Lineage: Eukaryota; Viridiplantae; Streptophyta; Magnoliopsida; Solanales; Solanaceae
Product: craniofacial development protein 2-like
Exons: 4
Coding region: 1-1326 (441 amino acids)
Biological process (GO): chromatin remodeling
Cellular component (GO): nucleus
Source: RefSeq, a predicted model, not a curated record
AUGCGAAAUGCGAGGGUUGGGCCGCAUUUGCAACCUCAGGCAUCAAAGGAGAGCUUCGCAUUUGCGAAGCAGGCGUCGCAUUUGCGACUGGCCUUCCGCAUUUGCGAGUCAAGUGGUCGCAUUUACGAUCAGGCCUGCCCAGGUCCUAUUUUCGCAUUUGCGAUGAAGAAGACUAAAUGGGUGGGGAACAGGGCUCGGGAGGUGGAUGGUUUUAAGUUGUGGUAUUCAGGGAGGGUGAGAGGGAAGAAUGGGGUAGGCAUUUUAGUUGAUAAGGAUCUAAGGGAGCUAGUGGUUGAGGUUAUGAGGGUGAAUGACAGGUUGAUGGCCAUUAAGAUAGUCGUGGGAGGGUAUACUCUGAACGUAGUUAGUGCUUACGCACCUCAGGUGGGUUUGGACGAGGAGGUUAAAAGAUGCUUCUGGGAAGAUUUGGAUGGGUUGGUUUGGGGUAUACCGUCCACCGAGAAGCUUAUUAUAGGGGGUGAUUUUAACGGCCACAUUGGGAGGUCGCCUGGGGGAUAUGAUGAUGUGCAUGGUGGCUUGGGUUUUGGAGAUAGAAAUGGUGGAGGUACUUCGCUGCUGGAGUACGCCAAAGCUUUUGAGCUGGUGAUCGCUAACUCGUAUUACCCGAAGAAGGCGGAGCACCUGAUAACUUUUCGGAGUGCGGUGGCCAAGACCCAGAUUGAUUAUCUACUUCUCCGAAAAUAUGAUAGAGGUUUAUGCACGGAUUGCAAGGUCAUCCCGAGUGAGAAUCUUACGACCCAGCAUAUGCUUUUGAUUAUGGACUUAGAGAUCAGUUGGACGAGGAAGAAAAGGGCUAUGUCUAGUAUACCUAGGGUUCAGAGGAAAGUGGAAGCCAAGAAAGCGACAUAUUUGAAGCUAGUAGAGAGUAUCGACGAGGGGCAGAAGAGUGCUAACAGAGAAGGGUAUAAGAAGGCUAGGAAGGAGGCGAAGUUGGCGGUUACUGCGGCUAAGACCGCCGCGUUUAGUCGUCUAUACAAAGAAAUUGGGGAUAAAGGCGGGGAAAGGAAGUUAUACAGACUAGCGAAGAUGAGGGAGCGGAAGGCCCAGGAUCAGGACCAAGUGAGAUACAUAAAAGAUGAGGAGGGAAGAGUUUUAUGGGAGGGGGCACAGAUUAGGCAGAGAUGGCAGUCUUACUUUCAUAGGCUCUUGAAUGAAGAGGGAGAUAGGGGCAUUGUGCUGGGGGAGUUGGAGCACUCGGAGUGGCAGCGAGAUUUUGGGUACUGUAGACGUAUACGAGUGGGGGAGGACGAAGAAGAUGCCCGAAGAAUGGAGGCGGAGUACGAUGAUCCCGCUGUACAAGAAUAA